GGGCUACUGUAUGCACAAAAUCAGCGUCUUUUCACUCCAGGACCAGUCGCUCGUUGUUCCCCUAUGGCAUGCUCGAAUGGCGGACGAUGCAUACAGCAGUGGGAUUCGAUUCGAUGUGACUGCACUUUGACGGCUCAUGCUGGCGACCGAUGUCAAGAUGUAGCCACUACCGUGCUAUUCUCUGCUCCGUCGACGAUUUUCUUCGAAUAUCCGAAGGCUGAUCGCCCUUCAACCUCCAGAGACUAUAUGCUCUUCGCAUUCAAUACGGCUCGUCCAUCCGGAGUGCUGCUGUCAGUCGACUGCGCCGUAGACCAGGACUAUUUUACAGUGUACUUGGACAAUGGAUUCCUACAGAUUAAGUACAAUCUGGGAAGUAGGGAACACCAUUUCGGACAUUAUACUCACAAGCUGAAUGACGACAAGAUGCAUACAAUCAGGUGA
Messenger RNA from Angiostrongylus costaricensis, 441 nucleotides. The record is from the annotation of a GenBank genome assembly. NCBI's taxonomy places the organism in Eukaryota, Metazoa, Nematoda, Chromadorea, Rhabditida, Metastrongylidae.